Messenger RNA from Lecanosticta acicola, 1462 nucleotides. The record is from the annotation of a GenBank genome assembly. Lineage: Eukaryota; Fungi; Ascomycota; Dothideomycetes; Mycosphaerellales; Mycosphaerellaceae.
AUGUCAAUUUCUUCGUGCGUAAGUAUCUCCAACGCAGGUUGCUAUCGAGAGAAGCCACGAAUAAGGUAUUAACAGUCGCUAGUGUACGCAACUUGCAAGCCUCCCGGGGCUCCACGUGGCCUUUCCGAAUUCUACAGCGUAUAUCGCGACGGAAAAGUCAUACUGGUCAUUGCAAGAGGGAAGUCUAGCGCCCUCAUGCAUCGUCUCGCCAGCCACCGCAGAAGACGUGGUGGAAAUUGUCUCUACGAUUGUUCGCCAAGGGCAGUGCGAAUUCGCGAUCAAGGGCCAAGGCCAUGCUCCUGCUGCUGGGUUUGCGAACGCUGAUCACGGAGUGACCAUCGAUCUGGCCAGCCUGGACUCUAUCUCUUUGAAUGAAGAUCACUCUCUUGCGAGCGUCGGCGCUGGCGCGAGAUGGGUCGACGCGUACGCGUAUCUUGAAAGAUUCGGCAAGACUGUCGCAGGAGGGCGCAAUGGACAGGUCGGUGUUGGCGGGUUGACGCUCGGAGGAGGCAUCAGUUACUUCUCGCCUCAAGUGGGGUUCACGUGCGACAGCGUGUUUAACUUUGAGAUCGUACUGGCUUCAGGACGGCUCGUCAAUACGAAUGCGACUUCGCAUGCCGACCUCUUCCGUGCGCUGAAAGGUGGCCUGAACAACUUUGGGGUCGUGACGAGAAUAGACCUUGAGACGCUACCGAUUGGAGAGAUAUUGGGAGGGUCGGCGACGUAUGACAUCUCGCAGAAGCAUUCGCUUUUCGAAGCCUUCGCCAACAUUGCCAACGCGCCACAAUACGAUAGCCAUGCCUCCCUUGUGGCUGCUGCGGCCUUCAACUCGACCACAAAGACAUGGACGCUCUCAUCCACACCGAUCUACACCAAACCCGACCUCAACCCUCCAUUUUACCAGGAGCUCUUCGCCAUAUCCAACGUAUCCAGCACGGUCCAGUUGCGAAACCUGAGCACCUUUUCAAACGAGUCCGCAAUUCCUCAACUAAAUUUCGCGUUCUUCACGGGAACAUAUGGCGUCUCUGUGGACUUUCUCGAACGCAUGUUUGAUAUCGUAGACGAAAAUGUGCGCAGCUCGAGUGAGGUCAGCUGGUCGUAUGCAAUCGAGCCUCUUCCGACCAUUUUCACCGCACGCGGUGCCGGUGAGAAUGUCUUGGGCACAAGCGCCCACGAUGGCAAUGGCAUGAUUGUGUUGAUCUCGCCUGCAUGGAUGGAUCCGGCUCUAGACGCAGAGGUGCGCUGCACGGGAAACCGCAUUCUGUCGGGUGUUGAGACAGCGGCGAAGGACAUGGGAACGCUGCGACAAUUCGUCUAUGCGAAUUACGCAGAUCGAAGCCAGAGGCCCGUCAUCAGCUAUGGCAAGGACAAUCAAUUUUUCCUCAAGGCAGUGGCGAGGAAGUAUGACCCAUCCGGUGUUUUUCAGAAGCUUGUUCCGGGCGGGUUCAAAUUGGACGACUAG